CUCAUGGCCAGCAACUUGAUAGCAUUAAAAAGAUAUGAGCUCAGUUUAUAUACAUAUGCAAAUAAAAUUAAUGAUUUAAAAUAAAAAUAUCAGUGAUUGACUACAAAAAAAAAGUAAAAGAUGUUGAAUAAAUUUUAUAAAAUUUCUACGUGUAAGUCACUAUUAAAUUUAUCUAGAUUGAAUUUCAGUGCAAAAAACAUUGCAGCUGUUCGAAAUUUAUCGAUCACGUCCACUAUACUCCAGGAAAAAAAAAUAAAUGUAGAUGGUGUGGAUAUUAAUUAUCUCAAAACUGGAACAGGAAAUCAUCCAAUUCUUUUAUUGCCUGGUGCUGUUGGAACUAUAUGGACGGAUUUCAAGCCACAAAUUGAAGGUCUAGAUAAGACAAAAUUUACAAUAGUAGCAUGGGAUCCACCGGGUUAUGGAAAGUCUCGUCCGCCAGACAGAGUAUUCUCAGACAAUUUUUUCGAGCGUGACGCUAAAUACGCCCAUAAUUUAAUGAAGAUGUUGGGCUUCGAAAAAUUUUCUCUUGUUGGUUGGAGCGACGGUGGAAUUACUUCUAUUAUUCUUGCUGCAAAUAAUCCACAGAGCAUACAAAAAAUGGUCGUACAAGGAUCUAAUGCUUUCAUUCUGCCUCAUGAAAUUAAAAUAUAUGAAAGCAAUAAAAAUAUAGAUACGUGGUCCGAAAAAAUGAGAGCGCCUUUGAUUGCAAUUUAUGGAGAAGAGUAUUUGAGAAAAACUUGGUCUGAUUGGGUUGACGCAAUGAGUAAAAUUUUCAAAGAUCAUGGUGGAGAUCUUUGUAAGAAUCAUGUUUCUAAAGUUAAAUGUCCUACAUUAAUUGUGCAGGGCAAAAAAGAUGUAUUAGUUGAUCAAUCACAUCCUGUUUAUUUGAAAAAUAAUAUUCCUAACUCAAGAGUCGAGAUUUUUGAAAAAGGCGCCCACAAUCUUCAUCUAAGAUAUCCUGACGAAUUCAACAAAUUAAUAACUGAAUUUUUAUUAGAAUAAAAAUAAAAAAUAUUUUUGUUUUUGAUUGGAACAAAACGUGAUAAUCAUGUGAAAUUUUGUUUAAACUUUUAUAUCAUCUGUUUAUGUUAAAAUUUAUUAAGUUCAAACCAACAAUAAGAAUUAAAAAUAAAUGAUUUAAU
Molecule: messenger RNA, 1142 nt
Organism: Microplitis mediator
Lineage: Eukaryota; Metazoa; Arthropoda; Insecta; Hymenoptera; Braconidae
Product: valacyclovir hydrolase-like
Exons: 5
Coding region: 121-1002 (293 amino acids)
Source: RefSeq, a predicted model, not a curated record